Molecule: messenger RNA, 693 nt
Organism: Desarmillaria tabescens
Lineage: Eukaryota; Fungi; Basidiomycota; Agaricomycetes; Agaricales; Physalacriaceae
Exons: 7
Coding region: 95-598 (167 amino acids)
Source: RefSeq, a predicted model, not a curated record
CGUUGGCGGGAUUUGAGCCGGUCCUUUCCGUAAGUUACGACUUGUCCUUGACUCGUACAUAGACUAGACCAGACUCGUUGCGGUCCCUCUUAAAAUGGCCUCUCGCGCGUUCACUUCAUCGUUACGCGCUACGCUGAGGCGUACUGCCCUCAACCGCGUCGCCGCCCCCAGCUGCAAGCGAUUCAAUUCGACCCAUGCUUCGUCAGGCCGGUCCAGCGAUACCCCUUGGAUUAUUGGUUCCGCUGUUGUCUUUGGUCCUUUGUUCUUGUACCUCCUCGCGCCCGACGGCAAAAAGAAGGACCACCACCAUGCCAAGUCUGAACACAAGCCAGAGCCGGUUGUUGAGGAGAAGGAAGCUGAGACUCAGGCAGAACCCGAACCCGAACCAGAGGCACCUGCACCCGCAGCUGAAGAAUCCACUCCGGAACCUGCGGAGGCAGAACCCGCCGCGGAAACUACCUCUGAGCCUGCAACCAUAACAGAUGAUGAAGGGACUCCCGUAUCUGCCGAGGAAGUGAAAGAGUCUAUUCAGCAGGCAGAGGCCUCCGAUGCUCCCAAGGAGGCUGCAGCUGAGGAGAAAAAGGAGGUGUCUUCUUGAUAAUGUAGCCGCCUACCUUUACUCCGUCAAUAUAAAAUGCUUUUUGAAUGCUUAUAUGCCGUCGUUCAGAGAAAAUAAGUGCGUACGUGGGGUAA